UUUGCAGCUCAUUGCAAAUCCCUCAGUGUUUUGCAGCUUGUUCCUGACACAUUGCAGCCGCUCACCUGGGGCUGAGAGGCUGACAGAGGCCAUUGUCCCCUCCCUGGAGGGGGCGGAGGCUGUGCUGUCGCCUUCAGAGCCAGAGCUGCUAUAGUUUUUUUCUUUUUCUUCCCUGAAGCCCGCAUCUUCGCUCCGUGGCGCUCGGCAAACAUGAGUGAAGAGCGGUCGAGUUUCUUGGGUUGUGCCGGGGGCAGAGGGCGAGAGCGGGAGAAACUUCCAAUCAUCGUGGCAGCAUCGCCAAGCUCCGAGGCGCCCGCAGCAGCAUUCGCGGGAAGUGAAAGAGGAUCCAAAGUCCAAUUUCCAACUUUUAGCACCUUUAUCUCUACCAUCAACCAGAAGCAAGAAACCAUUGCUGGCAUCAGUUCUCCCUCAAAACCUGUCUUGCCAAAUGCCAAACGUGUGCGAGAUCUACCACCCAUUAAUCCAGUUGUACGUCAAAAACAACACAUCUCAAUCGAGAUUUUGCCCCCUGAAAUGAAAGCUCCCAUCCCUCCUGAACCUGCACUUCCUAUUCAUACCAAAACGGUGAAGGAAUUUCAAGAAGAUGUAGAAAAGGCCAAGAUAUCAGGAGACUGGACAAUUGUACAUGAUUUUUAUUCAACAACAUUUGAUUCUUUCCUGGAGAUUAAUGCAACUUUCAAGCGAAAUGCUAAUGCACCUUUCAACACAUUAGAUGAUCCAGGCAUUAAUGUUAAUUUAAUAAACAGUGUCUAUGACACCUUACUGAACACACCUCAAGAUAUUCAAAAAACUGUUCUGAAAGGGAUUAUUAAUAGUCUUCUGAAGAAAUGGAAAGGACCACGGACAAAAGAUGAUCUGCGAGCUUAUUUUUUACUUGUGCAGAACCCUCAGUUUACAAGCACAUCAACAUAUGUCAUCUACGCCCAUCUAUUACGACAGACCGCCACUUUGUCUGAAGCAGACCAUCAUUUUCUAGUCCACUGGUUUCAAACAUUGCCCUUAAGGAGAUUUAAACUAUUGGUAGAAAGAUUACUGCAGUUCAUAUCUUUACGUCUGUUUCCGGCAAAACCAGAUGACCUACCACCCAUGGCAAAGUGUACUUGGUGGAUUCCUUCAGCAACAAGAGUCUUGGCUUUGCUCAAUGCAGCUAACAGUCUGUCAAAUCCUCCAAUUAUUCCUUUCAUGGAUUUCUACAACUCUACCUUGGAUCAUAUUGACCUCAUGGAGGAGUAUCAUAUCUGGCAGUGUUAUGGAAAUUCUCACAGGUUUUCCUUCUGCCAGUUUCCUUUCAUUCUCUCCUUAGCAGCAAAGAAAAUUAUUAUCCAGAGGGACUCUGAACGUCAGAUGAUCACAGUAGCUAGGCAAAGCUUGGUUGAUAAAGUGUCUCGUAGACAGAAGCCAGACAUCAACAUGCUUUUCCUAAAUGUUAAAGUCAGACGCUCGCAUUUGGUUAACGAUUCACUGGAUGAGUUAACAAGAAAAAGGGCAGAUUUAAAAAAGAAGUUGAAAAUCACCUUUGUUGGUGAAGCUGGAUUGGAUAUGGGCGGUCUCACCAAAGAGUGGUUUCUUCUGCUCAUUCGUCAGAUCUUCCAACCUGAUUAUGGAAUGUUUACAUAUCAAUGGGAUUCACGGUUUUAUUGGUUCAGUAGCUUUAAAUGUGAAAGCUACUCUGAAUUUCAAUUAGUCGGAACUUUGAUGGGUCUGGCUGUGUAUAAUAGUAUCACCCUGAAUGUGCAGUUUCCACCCUUCUGUUACAAGAAGCUCCUGAGUCCUCCUGUUGUUCCAACCCACCAGAAUGCUACUGUUGGAGUAGCAUUGCUUACACUUGAUGAUCUGCGCCAACUUAUGCCGGACUUAGCUCAUGGACUUACGGCACUUAUAAAUUAUGAAGGCAAUAUUGAAGAAGACUUUUGUUCCACAUUUCAAAUAUUUCAGGAAGAAUUUGGAAUUCUAAAAUCAUAUAACCUCAAACCAGGGGGUAACAAAAUCCCAGUAACCAAUCAGAACAGACAAGAGUAUGUGCAGCUCUAUAUUGAUUUUCUUCUGAACAAAUCCAUAUAUAAACAGUUUGCAGCAUUUUAUUAUGGAUUUCAUAGUGUUUGUGCCUCCAAUGCUUUAAUGCUGCUCCUCCCAGAGGAAGUGGAAAUUCUUGUGUGUGGGAGCCCUGAGCUGGACAUCUAUGCACUGCAAAAGAUUACACAGUAUGAGGGUUAUUCCAAGAUGGACCCCACAAUCCGGUACUUCUGGGAUGUGGUUUUAGGAUUCAGUCUUGAGCUCCAAAAACAACUUCUACAUUUUACUACAGGGAGUGAUAGAGUUCCAGUAGGUGGACUCGCUGAUCUUAGUUUUAAAAUUACAAAGAGUGAUGUGCCUACUGAUUGGUUACCAGUCGCCCACACCUGUUUCAAUCAACUCUGCCUGCCUCCAUACAAGAAUAAGAAAGAACUUAAGCAGAAGUUAACAAUUGCUAUUUCAAAUACAGAGGGGUUUGGUCUGGAAUAAUAAGAAAACAACUGUACCACAACAUCUAUGUAGAGCUUUCAGCGUAGAAAAGUAACA
Chiloscyllium plagiosum (whitespotted bambooshark) is the source of this 2580-nucleotide messenger RNA. It is a transcript of the gene hectd2, whose product is annotated as HECT domain containing 2. Gene Ontology annotation, molecular function: ubiquitin protein ligase activity. Gene Ontology annotation, biological process: protein polyubiquitination. Lineage: Eukaryota; Metazoa; Chordata; Chondrichthyes; Orectolobiformes; Hemiscylliidae. The record is from RefSeq and is a predicted model, not a curated record.